AUGUCUGAAGCCGCGUUAGAAGAAGUGUCAGUUUUAUCCGCCAUCUUCUGCGGCGCGGGAGAGUUCGAGCUGCUGCAGUCAGCUGACGGAGUGACUGUGCAGAUCUCCUCUCAGGUGGGAGGGGGUCAGGCUGUUACUGUGCUGUUCCACCUCCCCCCUUCGUACCCGCUCCUCCCCCCGGACAUCUCCAUCUCCUCCUCUGCUCUGUCCCGAACCCAGUGCCAGGACCUCCGACUGAAACUGCUCCAGUUUGCCUCCACUCUACCUCCACAAGCGAUGGUCCAUCAGCUCAUGGUCCACUGCCAGAGUUUGGACGUGUCUCCGGCUGCCUCCACAGAGUCCACACUGAGACCAGAGCAGGACCAGAGGGUCUCAGUCCUGUCUCUGGAUCACAUCAGAUCCAGGUCCCGGUACGUGUCUUUCCUGGAGCAAUGGAGCAAGCAGCUGCAGCUCGAUGGGAGGUUGUUACUGGGACCAAAUAUUCUGGUCCUACUGCAGGGGAACAGAGCCAGCAUCAAGGAGUUCUGUCGUCUUUUGAAAACUUCUAAAGUGGACGUGGAUUCUUCAGGGAAAAAGUGCAAAGAGAGACUCAUGAAAGUCCUCAUGGACUCACCCUGGUCUCCAGCUCAGCCCAUUCCUCAGGGCUUUGAGGUCAGAUGCUGCUCCUCUCUGUCUGACCUCAGGGCAGAGUUUGAGGAGGUCCAUCUGACUGAGGCCUUCAGGACCAUCCUGCCCUCACUACGAGCCUGA
Messenger RNA from Knipowitschia caucasica, 750 nucleotides. The record is from the annotation of a GenBank genome assembly. NCBI's taxonomy places the organism in Eukaryota, Metazoa, Chordata, Actinopteri, Gobiiformes, Gobiidae.